Calypte anna (Anna's hummingbird) is the source of this 2241-nucleotide messenger RNA. RefSeq names its product putative cation exchanger C521.04c. Gene Ontology annotation, cellular component: endomembrane system; membrane. Gene Ontology annotation, molecular function: calcium:proton antiporter activity. The record is from RefSeq and is a predicted model, not a curated record. Bases 1 to 2241 code for a protein of 746 amino acids. NCBI's taxonomy places the organism in Eukaryota, Metazoa, Chordata, Aves, Apodiformes, Trochilidae. Gene Ontology annotation, biological process: intracellular calcium ion homeostasis; calcium ion transmembrane transport. The transcript has 20 exons.
AUGGCCAGCGAGGGGGAGCUCGGGCGCCGCCGUCGCUGCUGCUGCUGCGCGCAAGAUGCGCCCGAUGUCCCCAAGGUCCCCGAGCCCCGUGGUGACAGCGAUGGCCCCCGCCGGGGCUCCCUCUGUGACCGUCACGGUGCCACCAUCAACAACGUGCAGGGGGACCUGGGGGACCUGGGCUGCCACCUCCACCGUCCCCGUCUGCCCCCAGCCACCUCCACCCCGUCCUGCUGCCAGCAGCACUCGGAGGAGAUCUGCGAGAGCUGCCUGGGGAAAACCACCCUGACAGCUGAGAACCUGGUGGAGGCCAACAAGCUCUCCAACAACUACAAGUUUGGCUUCAAGAAGUGGAAGAGCCACGUGACGGCGCGGCCCUGGGAGGACCGCUCGGAGAUCGUCAAAGAGCUCUACUCAGACCUCAACAUCAUCCGGGCCUCUGGAGGGUCCACGGUGACGUGCGGGAACGUCCUUUACCUGCUGCUCUUUGGCUGGUGGCUCUCGCUCCUCUACGUCCUCGUGGCUGCCAUGAUGUUUGUCACCAUUGUGGGAGCUCCUUAUGGGCGGCUCUGCUGGGACCUGGCCGGGUAUUUCCUCUGGCCCUUUGGCAAAGUCAUCCAAAAAGUGGAGGUCCCCAAAUCCCAACGGGUGUUGAGCGCGUGCGAGACGGGCUCGGAGGAGAGCUCAGCCCUGCUUGGUGGCCCCGUGCCCCGGCGCUGGCGCCCGCGGUGCUGGGAGGUGACUGGAUACUGGCAACGUGCCGGUGCCGUGGCGUGGCUUUGCCUGGGCUACCUGCCCCUGGUGCUGGCCCAUGGGCUCGUGUGUGUCACCGCCUGGCUCCUCGUGGUCCUCAUCCCCGUGGCCAAGCUCAACGCCCGCACCACCGCCCGCGUUCUGCUGCUGCCCCCACAGCGUGUGCUCGUCCGGCAUCUGAGGAUGACUGAGGUGCCACUGGAAGGGGAGGUGAUCCUCUGCUGCUACCGUGCUGUCAACCCCUACUACUACAAAUACACCGUGGAUGGCAUCAAUGUCUUUGCUGUCAACCUUCUGCCUUUGGUGCUGGUGACACUGGUGCUGGGCUACGUGGACAGCCACAACCGCCUGACCAGCUCCUCCAUCAAGUUCACCUUGGCCUUGCUCUCCAUCAUGCCUCUCUCCUACUACAUUGGGAUGGCCAUCGCCAGCAUCUCGGCCCAGAGCAACUUUGCUGUGGGAGCUGUGGUCAAUGCCACCUUUGGCUCCAUCACAGAGCUCACCUUCUACAUCACAGCACUCAUCAAGGGCUCACGUGAGGGCAACCGCUGCUACGCCGAGAUCGUCAAGUCGGCCUUGACGGGGACACUGGUGGGCUGUGUCCUCUUUGUCCCGGGGCUGUGCAUGGUGAUCGGGGGCAUCAGGCACCAGGAGCAACGGUUCAACAGCCGCUCGGCGGGUGUCAGCUCAGCCCUCCUCUUCCUCUCCGUGGGAGGUGUCUUUGCCCCAACACUCUUCUCCAAGGUCUAUGGGAAGCUGGUGUGUGGAGAGUGCCACAACGUCACCCAGAACCCUCUGGGACACUACCUCUGUCACAACUGUCACUUUGACCUGAUGGACAACAAUGGCACCCUCUACUACAGCCACGUCCAACCCCUGGUGUACACAGUGUCCCUCCUGCUCCCUGCUGCCUACCUCAUCGGCCUCUUCUUCACCCUGAAAACUCACUCACACAUCUAUGACAUCCACGUCAGUGACUGUCACAUGCCCGGUCACCACCACAGUGCUGUGGUUCACUGGUCUCGUUGGAGGGCCCUGCUCAUCCUCUUGCUCUCCACCCUCUGCAUGUCAGCCUGUGCUGACCUGGCCACGGAGCACAUCAGCCCCAUCCUCACCAACUCCACCAUCUCCCAGUACUUCAUUGGUGUCACCGUGCUGGCCAUGGUGCCUGAGCUGCCAGAGAUUGUCAAUGGCAUCCAGUUUGCCCUGCAGAACAACCUGAGCUUGAGCAUCGAGAUUGGGAACUGCAUUGCUGUCCAGGUCUGCAUGCUCCAGAUCCCCAUCCUGGUGCUCUUCACCAUCUUCUAUCCAACCAACUUCACACUUGUCUUCAGUGACCUCCACGUCUACGCCAGCAUGUUCAGCGUGGUGCUCAUCAACUACAUCUUCAUGGAUGGCAAAUGUGACUACUUCCAAGGCACGGUGCUGGUGAUGGUUUACUUCAUCCUGCUGGCUGUCUACUUCUUCGCCCCAUCACCAAGUGGCUGCUGA